Molecule: messenger RNA, 6463 nt
Organism: Rattus norvegicus (Norway rat)
Lineage: Eukaryota; Metazoa; Chordata; Mammalia; Rodentia; Muridae
Gene: Poteg
Product: POTE ankyrin domain family, member G
Source: RefSeq, a predicted model, not a curated record
UAGCACGUGCACACUGUGCUAGAAGCGUUGCUUGGCAACUGCGCCUCUACCAACUGUGUAAGGCCCUGGUUGGCAGACGUUUAAGCCCUGAGGUCCUCUGUGCAAAUGUGGAUAGUGGGGCUCGGUUUUACUAAGACCUAAUAUUGGGCUCGAGGACCAGAAAAGAUGAAAGGUUUGGAAGGGACUUGAGGCCAAAUGUCUUUUUCCAUGAAGAAGAUCUUUGGUGCUAAGGAAAAGACACCCUUGGGUUUCUGCGAUGCCCCACAAAUGACCGUCUCUGAGUUUUUCUUCGGUGACAAUCCAAACUAUCCGAAAUAUCAUACAACAUACAGACCCUUGGGGCAUAUCCACCGGGUUGCAGCGGAGGGUGAUGCAGCCCAGAUGGAGAUUCUCAUCACGCUUGGACAGUGCAGCGUGUCCGAUAGAGACCGCAAGGACAGGACAGCUUUGCAUUUUGCCUGUGUUUAUGGCCGGCUACCAGUAGUGACUGUUCUAGUGAACAAUAAUUGUGAGAUCGAUGCCUUUGACAAGAACCACAUCACACCUCUCAUAAAGUCUGUCCAGUGCUGGAAGCAGAAAUGCGCGACCCUGCUGCUGGAGCACGGUGCUGAUCCGAACGUUAUCGACAGCAGUGGCAACAGUGCCUUGCACUACGCUGUGUACAAUGGGCAUGAGGAGAUGGUGGCUCUACUGCUUCAAUACAAAGCCAAUAUUGAGCAAAAAACCAAGGAUGGCUUCACACCACUGCUGCUGGCACUCAGAGAGAAGAGGGUGGAGGUAGCAGAGCUUUUAGUAAGAAUGGGAGCCGAUGUCCAUGUUGUAGAUGAACUGCAAAGAAACACCCUGAUAUACGCUAUAAGAUGUGGGUCAAAAGGUCUGGCUGUAUCACUCCUCAAGAAAGGUAUCGAUUUCUUCUACAAGGAUGUCUUCGGAUGGACGGCCCUGCGCUACGCUAUCGAGGGCCACUGUACUUUUAGACAGACGCUUCUGGAUUUUGAGGAAAAUCUACACAGCAGAAAAGAAAACGAACCAGAACUAGAAGUUGAACCCAAUCCCUCCUGCAUUUUAGAACAAGUAGAUGCUGGCGAUGACUCAUUAGCCAGGGUCUCCAGCUGUCUUAGUCCCGUGACUCCCGUGCUCGCAUUGAAGGACGAGGAGAACAGUCGUCAUACCGGGAGUAACUCAGAGAGCGAGCCUCCUAACUGUUCUGGCAAUUCACCAGCGGCUACAGACAAAAUAUUUGGAAACAGAGGAAAAAGAACUGUGGAAGCAUGGGUUGAGAAAGAUCCCUCUUCAAAGUCUGCCACUGAAAUGAGAGACUCUGUCACAAAUGAAGCUGUAGAGAGGAUAGAGCUCUUUACAUCCACAUCAGAACCAGAGUUAGAAUUGAUGUCAAUAGAAGAAGGCAUAUCUGAUGAAAGUGAAAAUGACCAGCCUUUGAGUGAAUUGGAGCAUCUUCCACAGAUAAAAGUUGAACACUUAUCUGGUGCAGGAUAUCAAGUGGAAAAAAUUAAUAUAAACGGACAAAUGAAAGGGUCUGACGAGGAAUAUGCUCAAUUGACGACUCCUACUGACAUGAAAGACCCUGUUUCUAAAGAACCAUGGACAACAAAGAAUGCACCUACCUUCAAACCAGUAGAGGCAGAUUUAGAAGUGGCAUUAAAAGAAGAUCACAGAUUUGAUGACAAGAGAACUAUCCAGUCAUUGAGAAUCCGUGAAGAUCCUCCAAAUACAUCUGGCAACGUAUCUGUGGCAGUAGAUCCAAGGAGAGAAAGGACCAACAGACAAGCAGCAGAAUCUGCAAAGGAAUAUCCACCCUUGAUGCCUACCAAUGAAAUGAAGGAUUCUGUCCCCGAAAAAGCAGUCACGAAGAAAGGAGCAGGGAUAGCACAGCUGGAAGGACCAGCUGUAAAAUUAACGUCAGAGGAAGAACCAAACAGACAGGACGGCUUUGAAAGGAAUCCACCAUCGAAUAUUUUAAAGCAAAUCCCAACACAGGACAUAGGCUAUUUAUCAAUACCUAAAUAUCAAAGAGGAGAAAAAAUGGUGGCAUCUAAGGCAAAAGAGUUUUCUAAAGAAUGCCCUCAAUCAAAGCCCACCAUUGUAAAGGAAGAGUCUGUUUCAAAGGAGGUCUGGGAUGUGAUUCCUGUGAAAUCAUAUUUAGAAGAUACUCCUAAAGACUAUCCUCUAUCAAAGCCUACAGUUGAGAAAAGUGACUAUGUUCCAAAUGAAGUCUCUGACAUGAAGCAUGGGAAAUGGUUCCAAGAAAACUGUCCUAAGGGAUGUGCUCAACUGAAGAUUCCCAUUGAAGAGAGAGAUUCUUUCCAAAGGGAAGCACCACCAGCAAAGCAAGUAAAAUCAUACUGUGCAGAUGAGCCUGUAAAGAGUUAUAGCAGAAUUACAAGAUGCGUAAGACAAAAUGCAGAAUCAGCGGUAAAAGUGACAUCAGAGGAAGAUCAAAAACGCCUUGAUGACCAGGAGAAGAAUCAGCAAAUGCAGGCCGCCUUGAGACGACCUCAACCACAGGACAUUGAGUAUUUAUCCAUGGCUAAUGAUGAAAGUCGAGAAAAUUCUGAAGAGGGCCAAGAGGAAGAUUCCUCGGAACAACAACUCCCGUUUAAGUCCACACAGCCUACAACUGAAGAAGAUUCUUCUCCAAACAAAGUAUCAGCAACAAAGCCUGAGAAAUCCUUCCUCACAGCAGAACCAACUACAAAUGUAUCAGAAGGAGAACAAGAGCGGUGUGGCAGCAGAAACAUGCAAAGACAGGGCGUUGGCAAUCUAUUUUUGGCCGAAGAUGACGAGCGGUCCGAAAGCAGCACCCAAGAUGAGGAGGAGGACUUUCCUGAAGGAUAUGUUCAAUUGAAGCCCACACAGCCUUUGGAUAAAGAGAAAACUCCUCUCCCACGUGAAGCACCAGCAAAGAAUGAAGUAAAAACAUUUGUCUCAGAAUCAGAUGAAAGUUUGUCAUCAGAAGAAGAGCAAGAAUGGCUUGCCGAUAGUGAAGAGGAACAUCGAAAGGAAGCUCAACCAAAGGACGCUGCACAUUUAUCCUUGGCUAAAGAUGAGAGAAGAGUAAAUGCCACAAGUAGCCAAGAGAAAGGCUCUCCCGAUGAAUAUCCCGAAUUAAAGGCUUCCACCGAAAAGCAAGAUUUUGGACCAAUUGAAGACUCAACAUCGAAUCAGGAAAAGCCAUUCUCAGCAGGACCCAAAACUGUACACCGGAGGUCAGAGGAGGAGCAGACAGGAGGGUGUGGCGGUGACAAGAAGCAGAGGAAGCAGGCUAUAUUUGAGAGACUUCAACUGAAACGGAAUGCCCGAGUGUCAAUAGAUGCCCCGAAACGUGUAAAAAUGACAAGAGCCACUGGAGACACAGGAGUAACAGCAGUCCAACUCAGGCCAGAGGAGGAACAGGUGGGACGGUAUGCCAUUGAGAAGAAGCAGAGAAAGCCUGUCUUUGAGCGAUUUCAACCGAGAUGGAGUGCUCGAACGUCUAUGGAUUCUAAAGACAGUGGGGAAAACACAGGAGCCACUCAAGAGAAAGGAGCAGCGACAGCACAACUAAGGCCAGAGGGACGGGCUGGUGGUGACAAGAUGCAAUGGAAGCCCAUGUUCGAGCGGCUUCAGCUGAAGCGGAGUGCCCGAGUGUCUGUGGGCCCUGAGAGAAGCAGAAGACACAGAGGAGCUGGCCAAGAGAAAGUAGACUCCACUACACGAUUUUCAUCAGAAGAACAAACAAGAUAUCAUGGCAGCAUGAAGAAGCCACGGUUGCACAUCCUGGAGAGACUUCAACAAAAGUGGACUGUUCAUGUGUGUAUGGAGAGAAAUCGAGGGGGAGGCAGGACAAAAGCUGCUCAGAUGACACACUCUCCUGAUGAACAUUCUGCAUUGAAGACGACUGCCAAAAAGCAAGAUUCUGUACCAGUUGAAGACCCAGUAAUGAAUCCUGAAAUAUCAUUCACGGCAGAAGCCGACUUACAAGUGAUAUCAGAGGAAAAGAAACAAGCUCAGGCCUGUGAAAAUAUUCAGUCAGUUAAUGCUUCCAAACAUCUUCAAACAAAGGGUAUUGGUCAUUUGCCCAUGACUGUGGGUCAAAGAAGCAAAACUACUGUAAGUGGAGGAGAGGAAGAGUCAGACUUAAACAUGGCAUCAGGGGAUGAGCAAAGCAGGUGUAAUAGCAGCGAGAGCCAUCAGUCAUUGGUUGAAGAAAAAAUGAAGAACCAUGAAGGCAAUGGAACAGACAGAGCUGAAUUCCCCUAUGAUGCUGCUGCUGGUGCUGGUGCUUCUGCUGGUGCUGGUGCUGGUGGUGCUGCUGGUGCUGCUGCUGGUGCUUCUGCUGGUGCUGGUGCUGGUGCUGGUGCUGGUGCUGGUGCUGGUGCUGGUGCUGGUGCUGGUGCUUCUGCUGGUGCUGGUGCUGGUGCUGACGCUGGUGCUGCUGGUGAUUGUGGUGGUGGUGGUGCCUCUGCUGCUGCUGUUGGUGGUGAUGGUGGUGGUAGUGAUGGUGGUGGUGGUAGUGGUGGUGGUGGUAGUAGUGCUAGUGGUACUGUUGUUACUGCUGCUGCUGCUGCUGCUGGUGAUGUUGUUAGUGCUGCUGCUGCUGCUACUGUUAGUGCUGCUGCUGCUGCUACUGUUGGUGCUGCUGCUGCUGCUGCUGGUGGUAGUGUUAGUGCUGCUGCUGCUGCUGCUGGUGGUAGUGUUAGUGCUGCUGCUGCUACUGUUGAUGCUGCUGCUGCUGCUGCUGCUGCUGGUGGUGGUGGUACUGCUGCUUCUACAAGGGAUGAACUGGUUCUACAGAGAAAAUCUGGUGAAAUUAACAACCAGAGAGUUCUUAUUAAGGAGAAUGCAAAGCAUGAACGGUCCCGGAAGAAAACAUCUAAGGAAAAACAUAAGGUAACAAAAGAAGUCAGAGCUAUGGUUGAUGUAACUCAGUUAUCUGGAUUAGUCUCAGAGGAUGAUUCUGGAAGCUCAUUUAAGAUACCUGAUCCCCUUAAUUCAUGCAACACAUCAAUAGAUCUUAAAAAAGUUAAUGAACUACUUAGAAAGAGAAAUAAAAAGAUAGAAAAUGAGAAAAAUGCCCUAAAGACAGAAAUACCAGAAACAAGAGAGGAGAGAGCAAAGCUAGAGGAUGAAACAGUACAAGGGGAUGAAGAAUUCUGCAACCUGAGGGUCCCCCUAAGAAAAAAACUCGAGGAGACAAGGAAUAUUCAUUGCGUUUACAAAAUGAUGAAGAAAUAUUUAAGUGAAAAAGAAAAGCAGCAGAGGGAGAGAGCUGCAGUGACUCAGCUUGCAAUGCGUCUCAGGACACAAGACCUGGAACUGAGGAAUGCGAGGAACACCCUGAAGGAGUUGCAAGAGGCACAGGAUCAACACAUAGGAGCUAUAAAAAUUGCCCAGAAGACGAAAGAUGACUUACAAAGGGUUGAACGUGAAAAUUCCGAGUUAAAAGUGAAAGUUGAAGAGCAAGCUGAGAAAAUCAAAAAGCUUAGCGGACGUCUGCAAAACUCCUGUGAAAGGCUGGAGCAGAGGUCAAAGCCGACACAGGUAGGAGUUGGAGAAACUUCGGAGGCAUUAUGUAAGAACAACAUUUCCCCAGCGAAUCAGAUAGGAGUCAGCAUCAAAAGUCUGGCGUCUGAACCCUCCCCAACGAAACCUGUACAAGACCCAAACACAAGUGGCCUGAAAAGUUAUGAGCAACAGUGUAUAGAAGAAUUAAGGCUUAGCAAUGCAUUGUUAUAUGAACGAUACAAUCUCCACAGGAAUAGGAGGCUAGAGGAAUCCCGCACAAAAGUUCACAUCACAGUGGAGCAGGGCACAUCUCCUCUGAACACAUCAGAAACAAGGUUUGCUCUCAAAAGCCCUCGUGUGGCAUGCACUUGCCCUCACCGAUGUGUCUUCCCAAGUGACGCUGUGGUUCUCCCAAGAAACCCAAGGUCUUCUAACUACUGCUCACAAAGCUACCCUCGGAAGAAGGAAGAUGAGGAAAAAUCAGUCAAAGAACUUACAAAAUUAAAACAGUCUUUAGAGUAUAAGUUGUAUCACCAUAAGAAGAAAAACAAUGAAAUGGAGAAGGAGAUCAUUGGAAUUAAGAAAAUUUUGAAAAUGACAAAAACUGGGCAUGAAAUUGGAGAAUGUACUUCUCAUGGGCAUUCAAGAACUGGGAAGUUUUGAGACACUAAAAAUGUGGCUAGACUUUGUCAUAUGACUUGGUGGGCAAAUACAGCAUGUUUCCCCCAUGGAUACAGGACUUAAUGUGGCAGUCUUGACAUGUUCUAGUUACAUCUCCUGGGACCACAGCAUCUGCACUGAAUGAACAUCCAUCUAACUUCUCUAACUGCAGUCUUGGAAAUUUGGCCUCAGCUGAAGCAACAGCUCCUGGUCCAGGUGCCACCUACCAGCAAAGAUGACGAAGCAUUGCCCUUAAUCAUUUUUUUUAAUUAAAAAUAAAUUAUUACCUUUUCCUCUU